Molecule: messenger RNA, 1680 nt
Organism: Trematomus bernacchii (emerald rockcod)
Lineage: Eukaryota; Metazoa; Chordata; Actinopteri; Perciformes; Nototheniidae
Gene: sntg2
Product: syntrophin, gamma 2
Exons: 17
Coding region: 1-1548 (515 amino acids)
Cellular component (GO): intracellular anatomical structure; dystrophin-associated glycoprotein complex
Molecular function (GO): structural molecule activity; protein binding
Source: RefSeq, a predicted model, not a curated record
AUGAGGACAAAAUCUGGAAUUGCUUUGCUGUACAAUGAGGAGACCAACAAUACCUAUGAUGUCUGCCUGAAAUUGACCAAAGAGGCGUUAACCAUACAGAAGCUGGACGUGGUUUGCACAAAUGGAAGUGAAUCCCAAGUAAAUCACAGAACUGUUUUACUGCGAAGACAGGCGGCUGGCGGUCUGGGCUUAAGCAUCAAAGGGGGUGCAGAGCACAACGUCCCUGUGGUUAUUUCAAAGAUUUUUAAAGAUCAAGUAGCCGAUCAGACGGGGAAGCUGUUCGUCGGGGACGCUGUGUUGCAGGUCAACGGUAUAAAUGUCGAGCCUUGUACCCAUGAAGAAGUUGUUCACCUCUUGCGCACUGCAGGAGAUGAGGUCACCAUUACUGUUCGCUACCUGCGAGAAGUUCCAUCAUUUCUUAAACUGCCUCUAGGUUCCCCUGGGCCGUCCACAGAUCACAGCCGAGUAUCCUCUCCACUCUUUGACAGCGGCUUACAUUUAAAUGGAAACGGAAACAACACAGCUCCAUCGCCCCCUUCGCCCUCAGCUAAUGAACCAAAGUACGAGAAGCGCUGGCUGGAUGCCGUCUCCCUGCCCCUGCUGAUGGCCAGAGUCUCCAGAUACAAAGCGGGCACCGAUAAAUUAAGGUCCAACUGUUUUGAAGUGUUUGCCUUGGAUGGAGCCAGUACAAAUAUUCUUCAAUUUUGCACUGCAGCAGAAAGCACCGACUGGCUCCAAGCAAUAUCUACAAAUAUCAACGAGUUGACACAGGAGAAUAUAAAGAUUAUCAACAAAUACUGCUCUUCAGAUGAUCAGGUUGUUCACAUGGGCUGGGCGUGUGAAAGCCCUGAGGGUAGCGCCGCUGGUAGAACCUCAGCUUUCAAGUUCCUGGCACUGAGAGGACCAUAUUUUUACAUCUUCAGAAGCCCCCCGAUCAAUGCUGCUGACUGGGGACAAGCUGAAACGACAUAUAACCUCUAUGAGGUUCUUUUCAAGGUUCACAAGCUGUGGAUGGCCGAGGACUGCUGGCUCCAGGCGAGGCUCUACCUGGGGCUGGAGCACUCCCCGGAGCAGCAGGACGGAGAGUCUCUGUGCUUUAGCAUUCUGGUCGGCCACGGACAGAGCCAUACCUUCAGGGUGGAGCUGGCCUCGGACCUGGCUAUCUGGGAGAAGUCCUUCCAAAGAGCUGUCUUCUUGGAGGUGCAGAGAAUACGAUCCAGAAGCUACAUGUGCAGCAGCCAGGGGAAUGUGCUGUGCUUCACCAUAGAUUUUGGAUCAGGCUUCACCUGCUCAGAAAGCUCUUCAAAGACCGCACUGUGGCGAUAUAAGUUCUCUCAACUUAAAGGCUCCUCUGAUGAUGGGAAAACCAGGGUGAAACUGCUUUUCAAGAAUGCUGAAAGCAACCAAAUAGAGAUGAAGGAACUAGAGUUUGCCAAUCUAACGGCCGUUCUUCACUGUAUACAUUCUUUUAUCGCUGCCAAAGUGGCCUCCAUGGACCCUCUCUUUAUGUGCAGUCAAAGCUUCCCUGGAAAUUACAUAAACAGUUAAAGACUCAUCCUCAUUGUCAUGUGCAACUGUGGCAAACCAGAAGUAUUUUCAAUUCAUAUGUAUAUCUUGUUCUUGCUAUUUUUGUAUGAACUACUUCAAAAAAGAGUAUUUAUAAAUGACUGUAUAGGUACA